CGGGGAGCGCUUAAAUUGUUUCUUUUUGGUUGUGUUUCUGUUAACUACUUUUUUUUUUCUUUCAUUUUUUCUGUUUUAUUAUCACUGCAUUAUGCUUCACAAUUCAUUCAGUAAGUGCAGGUUUGUAUGCGAAUAAGGGGAUCCAGAACCCAGCCUAACGCAGAUUUGGAACCCUUAGAUCUUGAAAUUGAACGCACUUUUAGACAAAGAAGAGCAAGAAGAAGGUUAGUUAUGGCGAACGAUAACAAUAAUAGGCAAGUUGUUGUCCCGCCACCUCCACGUUUGAGGGAUAUCCAACGUCCGGUAAUAGCCGCCAACCCUUCUUGUAUUUUACUUUCUGAUGCCGCAAGAAACUAUGAGCUCAAAAAUAUACAUCUUAAUAUGCUUCCCUCCUUUAAUGGUUUGGGAACUGAGGAUGCAUUAGGAUUCAUGCGUGAGCUUUAUAGUACGGUACAAACUUUUCCUUUAAAUAAUUUAUCCGAAGAUGAGCUUCGCAUGAGAUGUUUUCCUUAUUGCAUGAAAAGUGAGGCUAGACAGUGGUUGUUAAAUUUGCCAGAACGCUCUCUAACCAAUUGGGAGCAAGUUUAUGAUGCUUUCAUGUUCAAAUUCUAUUCUAACCAGAAAACAAUGGAUUAUAGGAGUAGAAUUUGCAAUUUUGUUCAAGGGGAAAGGGAAUUAUUUCAUGAAGCAUGGGAAAGGUUUAAUUUAUUUUUGAACCAGUGCCCCCACCAUCAGUUUUCUGUGUUACUUUUAACUCAAUUUUUCUAUGAUGGUCUUACUCCGAAUUGCCAAACUCUUGUAGAUACUGCUUGUGGUGGUUAUACAGGAGAUAAAAAUGCUAAUGAGUUAUGGGACAUUUACAAGAAUUUGGCUACUAAUUCUCAACAGAAGGCUGUGAGAGGUCGCAGGGCGGUUGUGCACGAAGUGAACGCCCAACCUGAUUUGGCCACACAAUUGGCUGAGCUAAAUAAUCAAAUGAAGUUGUUGAUGACUCGUGAGAGUCCAAGCAGCGAGGUAUGUGCCUUUUGUGGUUCAAUUGGACACAAUGCUAACUUAUGUAUUCAUGCAGGUAUGAAUCAACAACCUGGUGAAGAGGUGAACUAUAUGGGAGCCUAUGGAAAUAAGCAAAAUCAGCCGCAAAAGAACGACCCCUUCUCAAACACAUAUAAUCCAGGUUGGCGGAGUCACCCUAACUUCUCAUGGAAGGAUCCGGGCAAUGCUAGGCCAGUGGGACCUCCUGGGUUCCAGCAAGCACAAGUUACCCCAUUUCAGCAACAAGUAAUGCCUCCGUACCAGUUCCAAAUGCCAGAAAAGAAACCACAAUUUGAAGAAUUAGUCGUGCAGUACAUGGCGAAUCAAGAUGCAACCAUGAAAAAAAUGGAUGCUAAAAUUGACAAGGUGGUGCAAUCUAACCAAGCUUCGAUUCAUACUCUCGAAGUGCAAGUUGGGCAAUUAGCUAGAAUGGUAACGGAGAAGGACAAAGGCAAGCUUCCAGCAAGCACUGAUGUUAAUCCAAGGGACGCAAUGGCAGUCACAUUAAGAAGCGGAAAAAAACUGCCUAACACUAUUCAAGAGAGAAGUCUGGACAAGGACAUUGCUGUCCAAAGGCAAGUUGCUGCACAAGAGGUAACCAGAGAUCAAGUUGACCAGCCAAACACCAAGAAUAAUGUGGUUCAACCAGCUGAAACUGAGGCAGAAAAGCCAUAUGUUCCUCUGGAGCCGUAUGUACCUCCUAUUCCUUAUCCACAGAGGCUGCGUAAGAGGAACCAAGAUAAUAAUUUUCAGAGGUUCUUAGAGAUCUUUAAGAGGUUGCAAGUCAAUAUUCCAUUUGCUGAAGCACUUGCUAGGAUGCCAUCAUAUGCCAAGUAUAUCAAAGAGUUGGUGUCAAACAAGAAGAAACUCGAGGAGUUUGUGACUGUCCAGUUAAGUGAAGAGUGCAGUGCCAUACUACAGAGCAAACUGCCACCAAAGUUAAAAGAUCCAGGGAGUUUUUCUAUACCCUGCACUAUUGGUAAUGUUGUUAUUGAUAAGUGCUUAUGUGAUUUAGGUGCUAGUAUCAAUUUGAUGCCUUUAACUGUUUGCAAAACACUUGGAAUUGUUUAUAUAAAGCCCACUACUGUUUCUUUACAACUGGCUGAUAGGUCGGUUAAGUAUCCACUUGGUGUUGUUGAAGAUGUCCUAGUUAAAGUGGGUAAAUUUUAUUUUCCCGCAGAUUUUCUCGUGCUUGAUAUAGGAAUUGAUUCUGAUACUUCUCUUAUUUUGGGCAGACCUUUUUUAUUAACUGGCGGGGUUUUGAUUGAUAUGCCUCAAGGAAAAUUAAUUUUUCGGGUUGGGGUUGAAAAGGAGGAGUUUACUAUUGCUAAGGCUGUUAAUUUCCCUGCUUUUGAUGAUUCUUGUUAUGCUUUAGACUCAGUUGAUUCUCUUGUUUCUGAAACUUUUGCUAAGCAUUCAUUUGGUGAAUCUCUUGAAGCAUGUAUUGCUCUUAAUUUGAAUGAAAAAGAGGAAGAUUCUGUUUUUUCUGAUUGUGUGAUGAGUUUAGAGGGUCGAGGUUCAUUAACCAGUAACUUUGGAAAGAAAUAUGAGGAUUUAGGUAGAAGCACCCCUCCCCUUCCUCCCUCACAUGAAUCACCUCCACAACUUGAGCUUAAACCUCUUCCUUCAAAUCUGAAAUAUGCAUUUCUUGGAAAUAAUAAUACUUUUCCAGUGAUUGUUUAUGCUUAUUUGAAGCCUGAAGAAGAGGAAAUGUUGUUAUCUCUUUUGAAGAAGUACAGGGCAGCUUUAGGGUGGUCUAUUGCUGAUGUUAAAGGUAUAUCUCCCUCGAUUUGCAUGCAUAAAAUCUUAUUAACAGAUGAUCAUACUCCUUGUGUGCAAGCCCAAAGACGUCUUAACCCUAAUAUGAAAGAAGUUGUGCGGGCAGAAAUUCAUAAGUUGCUGGAUUCAGGUAUUAUCUAUCCUAUCUCAGAUAGCUCGUGGGUUAGCCCAGUUCAGGUUGUUCCGAAAAAGGGGGGUAUUACGGUUGUUAGUAAUGAUAAAAAUGAAUUAAUACCUACCAGGACUGUGACUGGGUGGAGGGUUUGUAUAGAUUAUAGAAAGCUUAAUGCUGCGACCCGAAAAGAUCACUUCCCGCUACCUUUCAUUGAUCAGAUGUUAGAACGCCUAGCUGGUUAUGCAUAUUACUGUUUUCUUGAUGGUUUUUCGGGUUAUUUUCAAAUUCCUAUUGCUCCAGAAGAUGAGGAAAAAACCACAUUUACAUGCCCGUUUGGUACGUUCGCUUUUAGAAGAAUGUCUUUUGGCCUUUGUAAUGCACCUGCUACUUUUCAAAGAUGUGUGAUGUCUAUAUUUUCUGAUAUGGUUGGUGACAUUAUUGAAGUUUUCAUGGACGAUUUCUCUGUGUUUGGCAUGUCUUUUGAUUGUUGUUUGACUAAUCUGGAACGUGUUUUAGCGAGAUGUGUGGAAACUGACCUUGUGCUUAAUUGGGAAAAAUGUCAUUUUAUGGUCACUGAAGGUAUUGUUCUAGGACAUAAAGUUUCUGCCCAGGGAAUUGAAGUUGAUAGGGCUAAGGUUGAGGUUAUUGAAAAGUUACCUCCUCCUACGUCCGUAAAAGCUGUUAGAAGUUUUUUAGGACACGCUGGUUUUUACAGAAGGUUUAUUAAAGAUUUUGCUAAAAUUGCAAAACCUCUUUGUAAUUUACUAGUAAAAGAUACACCUUUUCUGAUGGAUGAAAACUGUUUGCAUGCUUUUAAUGUUUUGAAACAAGCUUUAACUUCUUCUCCUAUUAUAGUUGCUCCUGAUUGGACUUUGCCUUUUGAAUUAAUGUGUGAUGCGAGUGAUUUUGCUUUAGGGGCAGUUCUGGGCCAACGAAGAGAGAAGAGUCUGCAUGUUAUUUGUUAUGCUAGUAGGGUGUUGAAUGAUGCUCAAAUUAAUUAUGCAACUACUGAAAAAGAGUUUCUAGCGAUCGUUUUUGCUCUUGAUAAAUUUCGUUCUUAUCUUGUUGGAUCAAAAGUGAUAGUUUUUACUGAUCACUCUGCAUUGAGGCAUCUUCUAUCGAAGAAAGAUGCAAAACCUAGACUAAUAAGAUGGGUUUUACUACUGCAGGAGUUUGAUUUAGAAAUAAGAGACAAAAAGGGGUCGGAAAACCUUGUUGCUGACCACUUGUCUCGUUUAGAGCAUACACAAGCUGUAAUUCCUGAGAAACCAAUAAAUGAUGAGUUUCCAGAUGAGGGCCUUUGGGCCAUUGAUAAAUCUAUAGUUCCUUGGUUUGCUGAUUAUGUGAAUUUCCUAGUUUCUAACAUUGUUCCGCAGGACCUAAGUUACCACCAGAAAAAGAAGUUCUUUGCCGAUGUCAAGCAUUAUAUGUGGGAUGACCCCUUGCUCUUUAAACGAUGUGCUGACGGAAUUGUGAGGAGAUGUGUGCCCGAGGAAGAGAUGGUCCAGAUUCUCAACGAUUGUCAUUCCUCGCCUUACGGUGGUCAUCAUGGGGCUGAGCGGACAGCAGCAAAAGUUCUGCAAAGCGGCUUCUAUUGGCCAACUCUUUUUAAGGAUACUAGGAGUUUUGUGAUGGCGUGUGAUAGAUGCCAGCGUACUGGAACCAUCGGUAAGAGGCAUGAAAUGCCUCAACAAGGUAUUUUUGAAGUUGAAUUGUUUGAUUUGUGGGGUCUGGACUUUAUGGGUCCAUUUCCUCCUUCUAAUGGUAAGCUUUAUAUUCUUGUUGCGGUCGAAUAUGUGUCUAAAUGGGUAGAGGCAAUUGCCUUACCUGAUAAUACCGCAAAAAGUGUGGUCAAGUUCGUUAGGUCUCUCAUAUCCCGCUUUGGUGUGCCUAGAGCUUUCAUUUGCGAUAAUGGUGUGCAUUUUAAAAAUUCUCAGUUUUUAUCCUUGCUUUCCAAAUUUGGUUGUCAUCUCAAAUCUGGAACCACUUACCAUCCGCAAUCAAGUGGACAGGUAGAGGUUUCCAACCGCGAGAUUAAGUCUAUUCUUGAAAAAACAGUGAACUCAACUCGGAAAGAUUGGUCAUUAAAGUUGCUUGAUGCAUUAUGGGCUUAUAGGACUGCCUAUAAAACACCCUUAGGGAUGUCUCCGUAAAGGUUAGUCUAUGGUAAGUCUUGUCAUCUCCCUGUUGAGUUAGAACACCGUGCUUAUUGGGCUGUCAAAACUUUGAAUUAUGACUUGAAAGCUGCAGGUGAAAAGAGAUUGCUUCAGUUGAAUGAACUUGAUGAGAUUCGCCGAGAAUCCUAUGAGAGCUCUCGAAUUUUUAAAGAAAGGACUAAGGCAUGGCAUGAUAAAAAAAUUCUAAGGAGGGAGUUUAAGGAAGGGCAAGAAGUUUUGUUAUUUAACUCUCGUCUUAAGCUUUUUCCAGGUAAACUGAAAUCCAGGUGGUCAGGGCCCUUUGUUGUGACCAAAGUCCAUCCUUAUGGAGCAAUUGAGAUCGAGGGCAGUGAGAAGAGGCCAUUUGUGGUCAAUGGACAAAGAUUGAAACACUUUUUUCGCGGGGAGCCAGUUUCUAAUGCUGAGUCAAACACCCCCCAUUCGGAUUGACGUAUUUUUUUAAGUGUCUAGCUCUAGACGUUAACUAAAGCGCUUAUUGGGAGGCAACCCAACAUUCAUUACAUUAUCCUUUACUUUUCAGUUUUUUUUUCAGCUUUCUACUUUCUUCCUUUUCUGUUUUUUUCCUUUUGUUUGCAGAAUAAAUGAUGAUCCGAUGAUGGAGCAUAGCUUGGAUAUAAUCCAGCUGAGUUCUUCUAAAUAAAUAUUUCAGGGAGUACUCUUUUCCCUUCCUCUUUUACUGAUUAACAUUGAGGACAAUGUUUUCUUCAAGUGUGGGGGAGGUUGUUUGGUUUUGGCCUUAAAUUUCAGCAGCUUUGAGCUUGAAUUCUUCCCCAGUUUGGACCUUUUAUGGCCAAUGAUGAGUUUAAUGCCUUGUUAGUGUCAAUUUUAGUUAGUUUCUAACAUAGUGCUAGUUUUUUUUUACAAUAUGCCACUGCUAUUCAUAAAUAAAGUAUCUAUGGAUUUUGAGCUUUCUCCUUGUUUCUCAAGUGUGCUGGGCAUUUUUUUUAAAUGUUAAUGCAGUUCUGCAAUUCAAAUAUGUUUUUUUUGGGCAAGGUUUAAACUAUAGAAUGAUGGAAUGAUUUUCUGAAAAGAAACACUUGCCUUUUAACUUUUGAAGUGCAGUUUGUGUUUUCCUUAGAAGGCUGCUAUCCAACUCGUUUUUGAUGUUAAUCGUACUAGUGUCCAGCUGAGUUUUAAAGUUCAGAUUAUGCGCUUUCUUUUAAUUCUUCAAGAAUAGCAUGGUCAUAUGGUUUAUACUAGCAAUAUGUUUGAGUAGCUAAAGUUGAUUCUAACUUGGCAUUCCUGAGGCAAGUAAGCAAAGCAGACCAUGAGGGUCUUCCUGGGAGAAUUCUGAGUAUUCUGUUGUGCUCAAGUUGGACUUUGCAUGUGCUCAUUUUUUUUGCUUGAGGACAAGCAAGACCCUAAGUGUGGGGGAAUUUGAUAGGCCCAAUUUUAUUAUUCAAUUUUAAUAUUUUAUCUUGUUAUUUUGGGCCUAUUUUAAUUCAUUUUUGGGAAUUAAUGACUAAUUUGGACUUCACUUAUUUCUUUAUUAGGAAAGGGAGAAUUUGGAAAGAAUUUUAACUCUUGGGGCCAAAUUGCAAGAAAUGGAUACUUGAAGCUAAAAACAUUCCAAUCAGCACCUUAGCCAUAUUGAAGUGCCGUAUACCUCUCUUAAGAAGGCAUUAGUUUUCAAUUUCCAAGUCUUGAACAUCAUGCGUGAGUAUCUCCUUGGCCCCGCAGCGAAAUUCCAGCCUUAGUCAAAAUUAAUGGGUGUAGUCGUUGGAGAUUAACUUGCCAAUUUUGAAGACCCGAGAAUCUGCCACUCCGUCCUAUAAAACGCAGCAGCGCAGCAGCAGAUAAGGGAGGAGGAACGGAGGUGAAAACUGGAGAGAAAGACAGAGGAACUCAGCCGCUCCUUCAUCGAUCAUCUUCGGUUUUUCAUUCUCUAUUAAUUAGUUAGUUUAAUUUCAGAUUUCCUAGUUCUUGUAUUUCAAUUUCAGAACUUUUACUUUCAUGUUUAUGCUAUUGAAAAGUGAUUUCUUCCAUACCUUGGGUAUGAUAUUUGGCUAGAUUUUUACCCGAGGGAUUUGGGAUUAAAGCUUGGUAAUAAGUGAUUAUCUCUUGUGUUUGGUUCUUCCAUUGUAAUCGACAGAUUAUUUUUCCAAUUAAAUUUAUUUUAUGAAUUUCAUUGAUGAAUUUUGCAUUGAGCUCAUGCUUAAUUCUUAUUGUUAGGUAUAGUGUGAUGCACCGACGGGUGAGGCAUGAUAUUUGAGCCCGUAAAAUAAACAUGAUUCACCUAUACUAGACAUAGUUGGGGAAUUGUGGUGACUUUCAAUUGUCGCUUUUUGGCUAGUUAAGUUUAGUGUUCAAUCGACGGAUUAACACUAGCUUAACCGGUACGCGCUAAUAUCUCGACGGAGAAUUAGCAUAUUUUAGAACCAAUUGUCACUUUAAUUGCUUGAACCAACACUGAGAUUUUCUAUUAAUAUUAAGUGUAUAACCCGAAUCCCGAGGGCCAUUUUAUCUAUUGUUUACUUGAUUUAUUCUUAAUUCUGUUUACUUCUUGCUCUUAUCUUAUCAAAAUCAAAUCAAAAUCAGUUUUUACUUUGUUGAUAGAAACUUAAACCAUUAUAGUUCAAUUUGUGCUCCUCGUGGGAUCGACCCUGGAAUACUCUGGGUUUUACUACGACCGAUCUGUACACUUGCCGAAAAUAGCGGUCAGGAGACCCUUGGUUAAAGGAUCCGCUAGCAUGGAGUUUGUACUUAUAUGUUCAAUAG
Messenger RNA from Cuscuta epithymum, 7821 nucleotides. Lineage: Eukaryota; Viridiplantae; Streptophyta; Magnoliopsida; Solanales; Convolvulaceae. The record is from the annotation of a GenBank genome assembly.